GAACGUAAUUUGAGACUAGUGAGAGAGUGAGGGAGAGUUUGCGUGAGAUUGAGAAUAAUAACUUCCCGUUUCAGGUCAUUAGUUUGGUUAAAAGUACCGGUAAAGACUCUUGACUCUACAACUCUUUUCUAUAUGGUCUAGAGACGUACGAGGAACAAGGUGAGAACUCUUGUGUCGCGUGUUGAAGGAGGAGAUCAAGCGAUGGCUCACCGUCUGUUCGAGGGCAAGGAGCAUGCAGAGGCGUACCUGAGGUUCAGGGUCUCGCCCUCGGAUCAUCUCAUACAGCAGGUGGUUGACUUUGUGGAAAAGAAGGUACGACUAUCUACCUGGAAAGGGCGGCCUUUCGACUUGGCUCUGGAUGUUGGGUGUGGCUCAGGCCAGGGCAGCACCUUAUUGGCCAAGCACUUUGCGUCUGUGGUUGCAACUGACAUAAGCCCCGCCCAGAUAGAAAUGGCUGUGGCACAUGCUAGCAUGCCUAAUGUCACAUAUAAGCUGAGCACGGCCGAGGAGCUGCCACUAGCUGCCGGCUCGGUGGAUCUGGUGACCGCCAUGAGCGCCUUUCACUGGUUCGACCGCCCCCGCUUCCUCCAGGAGGCCCACAGGGUACUAAAGCCCCACGGCUGCCUGGCUCUGCUCAACUACACCCUGGACAUGGAGCUGAGCCACGAGGGCUGCCCCUCGGACACCCUGAACGCAAUCUGCGAAGAGUUCUAUGCAGCGCUGCGACCACACUUCAGCCCUCACCUGAGAACCACCUCUAAACCGCUCUACAAAGAAAGCUAUGAGGCCAUCCCCUAUCCACACAAGGAGUGGCACGACGAGCGUGUGAGAAGGACGGUUCCUCUGUCCGGCUUCAUAGGGAUGGUGGAGACGUUCUCCAACUACCGAGCCCUUCUCAAGAAAGAUCCUAAGACAGCUCGCAGGCUGUCAAGCAUCACCACACACAAGUUGAUGACAGCCAUGAAGGUGACCUCUCCAGAGACGGAGGUCGUUGUUAACUUGAAGUACUUCUAUGUUCUCGCUUGCAAACCAGCCGAGGACUGAGCCCUCAACCGCAGAAGGGUUGUGGCUUCGUCCACAGACUUUCAAUGCACCUACCAAGCAUCACAUGCUAAGAAUGUAUCAUGUAUCCAAUGUAGAUUGUGUCAUAUCCCGCUACGUCUAUUGACUGAGGAUCAUUGUCUUACAUAGUAGGGUGAAUUAAUACUUGGUCUGGUCAGGAGAAAAAAUCUGUCUGGAGAUCCUACUGGCUCUAAGUUGUCUCCAUCUUUCAAUUGCAACUCAGAGUUUUGCAGAAGUUUAAGCACAGCUCCGGUCAUGGAUCCUUUUUGAAAGAAGACUUGGCUUUUUAGGUUGGGUAGAAUCGAGUGCAAUGUAGUUUGAUCCAGUUUGUUUGGUUGCAGCACGCUGUGUUUGUGUGCCAAUUAGUUUCUUAUCUGGUGGGUGUAAAAAUGACCGCUGGGCAGAUUCGACACACGCUGUAGUAUUGUUGUCGGAGACAAACAGUAUUUUUAUUCAGCAUUUGUCUUUAAUCAUACAUAGCCUAGGCUACAGAGUCGAAGAUAAGAAAGUACACAUCCACAGCUUGAAUACCAAUCAAACAAAUCCAAUAUCACACCCAGAAAGCACUGUGGAAAGCACCAGUGAAUGUCAGUAAGCCAGCGAUAACAAUAUCCAAUAUCACUGCCCUAAAAGAUGAUAACAUUUAUACAAUAAAAGGAAUAACAUGAACAACGUAAGGUCUUUUAAAGAAGCAUUUAACAAAUUAAGCUUUUAAAAAGUGGUGGGGACAUGUACCCAAUGUCCCCAGGGCAAAUGAUGCAUCAUGGGUAUGUCCAUCAUAGGCUGGCUGUAACCAUAACCCAUGAUUACCCAUGAGGGUGUUAGACUUUCGUUACCGAACAAUUCAGACCAUCGCUGCAGAACAGCAGCGCCAUAAUAACUAGCUUCCCCCAGAGAGGAAAUUGUUAAUUAAUGCCACCACUGCCAAUGCAUUCCAUCACUGCCAAUGCAAUGUAUGACAAUUGUAACCUGACAAAAGACAAAGCCCAGAUGUUAAUUGGGGAAGCGCUGUAGAGGGGAUAUUGAUUAAGAUGUCAUAUAAUCACAAGACACUGGUUCCUGCUUGUCCUGAGGGGGGAGGGAUUGCUUAUGACCCCUUCGUGCUGCAUUAGGUUAAUUGUUCUGCCGACGAGGAGUCGUCCAUCAGAGGUCACAUGGGAAUACGAUUUACAUCUGAUGACACGGUCUGUUAUGAGCUCAGGUGAUGCAUAAAAGGGAUACACAGAAUGUGAAUUCUUGGUUGAUCAUGUGAAAACAUUUGAAUAAUUCCACUGAAUGAAAUGCUUGAAAAAUGGAAAUGACUAGAAUAGAUGAGGACACAAAAGAAGGUGUCUGGUGGAGAAUAAAUAGUUCAUAAUCGCCCAGAUAAUAAUGGUAUGUUUCAGAUUGUUCUUGGUCUUGUACAAAGGCGCCCCCAGGUGUUUCUUUUAUAAUAUUACACUGACAAAGGGAGGAGGGGUUGGCCUAGAUAGAAAAUUAAUGUUCAGCAGUAUGUCUAAAUUGUUAAAAAAAAAAUGUUGUUACAAAUACAUUUCUUAAUAAAAACGAUAUACAUUGAUUAUUGCUAGACGGA
Gadus morhua (Atlantic cod) is the source of this 2635-nucleotide messenger RNA. Its product is annotated as putative methyltransferase DDB_G0268948. The transcript has 6 exons. Gene Ontology annotation, molecular function: S-adenosylmethionine-dependent methyltransferase activity. The record is from RefSeq and is a predicted model, not a curated record. NCBI's taxonomy places the organism in Eukaryota, Metazoa, Chordata, Actinopteri, Gadiformes, Gadidae. The coding region runs from base 202 to 1044 and encodes 280 amino acids.